This is a messenger RNA of Fraxinus pennsylvanica, 1161 nucleotides long. Lineage: Eukaryota; Viridiplantae; Streptophyta; Magnoliopsida; Lamiales; Oleaceae. The record is from the annotation of a GenBank genome assembly.
AUGGGGAAUAAAUUGGGGAAGAAGAGGCAAUUGGUGGAUGACAAGUACACGAAGCCUCAAGGAUUAUACCAAAUCAAAGAUGUGGACCAAAAGAAACUUAGGAAGCUUAUUCUCGACUCGAAGUUAGCACCUUGCUACCCUGGUGACGAAGAAUGUGGUUGUGACCUUGAGGAAUGUCCCAUUUGUUUCUUGUACUAUCCAAGUCUUAAUCGGUCAAGAUGCUGCACAAAAGGCAUUUGUACAGAGUGUUUUUUGCAGUUGAGGACCCCUAAUUCUACCCGGCCUACACAGUGUCCUUUCUGUAAAAUGUUAAAUUAUGCAGUGGAGUAUCGAGGUAUUAGGACAAAGGAGGAGAAAAGCUUUGAGCAAAUUGAAGAACAGCAGGUUAUAGAAGCCAAAAUAAGAAUUAGAAAUCAAGAACUUCAGAAUGAAUACGAGAGGAUGCUCAAACGAAGGGAAAUUCGUUCUUCAAGCAGUAGAAGAUCAAGUGAGGUUGACAAUUGUUCAACAACAGAACUAUUCGUUGCUUCGGCUGUGCAAGGCGAGGAAGUCGUUACAUGUGAGGAGUCUCAUGUUUCUUCUGCAGUAACGCCGCCUUCACGUCCAAGGGAGGACGUGGUUGAAGUGGAUCUUGAGGACAUAAUGGUUAUGGAAGCCAUUUGGCGGUCUAUUCAGGAGAAAGGCAGGCAGCAAGAACCCUCGCCAUAUAAUGAUGCAGCUCUAUCACAAGAAUACACGGUGGAGAAUCGUGUCUCGUCAAGGAUGGCUCCAAUGGUUGGAUCAUCAUCGUCUUCUUCUGGAGGACUUGCUUGCGCAAUUGCUGCCCUUGCUGAAUGUCAACAAAAGGGCCGAGAGCCCUCCAAUAACUAUGGAGAGAACACAUCUGCAUAUAACAUGCCGGACUGUAGCCGGAUUUCAAAUUCUGUGGAACAAGAAUCUGAACAUACUUUUCUGGCCGAGUCCGCCAUUGUGAUGUCACCCAAUAGCCAGUCAGCUGGUCAUGCAGAUUGUGAUGAAUUUGACGAUAAUGUUAGCCCUGCUGCACUGCCCGAAUCAACAGAGAGUGAAUGCAGCUUUCAACCUGCUGUAGGGACUAUUGUUCCUGAGAGUUUUGAGGAGCAGAUGGUGUUAGCCAUGGCUGUUUCUCUGGUCGAUGUUUAA